Messenger RNA from Ricinus communis (castor bean), 950 nucleotides. RefSeq names its product non-specific lipid transfer protein GPI-anchored 31. Bases 170 to 733 code for a protein of 187 amino acids. Lineage: Eukaryota; Viridiplantae; Streptophyta; Magnoliopsida; Malpighiales; Euphorbiaceae. Gene Ontology annotation, molecular function: lipid binding. Gene Ontology annotation, biological process: lipid transport. The record is from RefSeq and is a predicted model, not a curated record. The transcript is spliced from 3 exons.
AAUAAAUAAAAGAAAAACCACUUUCUCUCUCUAACUUUUGUAUUCACACCCCUCCACUUUCUCGCAUUAUUUAUCUCCCAAACAAAGCCCACUCCUCAAUUCUACAAAAGAAACAACCAAGGAGCAGAGUCACUCACCCACACUACCCAAAACCCAUUUCCCUGAAAAUAUGGCAUCAGCUGUUGUUUCUGCUGUUCUUUGCAUUUUCUCAAUCUGGGCUGUUGUUGCUGUUAAUGGUGCCACACCCCACCAUGCAGCAACAGCACCAGCACCAGCACAAGCACCUGCUUCUUCAUCUGGUGUUGAUUGUUCUACUUUGGUGUUGAAUAUGGCUGAUUGUUUGUCUUAUGUGUCAAAUGAUAGCACUACAACAAAACCAGAAAAGACUUGUUGUUCUGGCUUGAAAACUGUUUUGAAAACUGAUGCUCAAUGCCUUUGUGAGGCUUUUAAAAGUAGUGCCCAAUUGGGUGUUGUUUUGAAUGUUACAAAGGCUCUUUCUUUGCCUUCUGCUUGCAAAAUUCACGCCCCUUCUGUUUCUAACUGUGGAUUGGCUUUGACUCCUGCUGGUGCUCCUGGUGCAUCUCCAUCUACUGCUUCUGCACCUACUGUGUUCCCAGGAGCAAAUCAGCAAGCACCAGCACCAUCUCCAGCAGAAGGAGGUGCCCAUGGACUAACAAUCUCAGUUGGAACUCUAGUCAUUGGCUUUGUAAUUGCAUCCUUCUCCAGUUUCUAAAAAACCAUGGUACCAUUUUGGAUUCUGAGCAGAGAGGAUAUAUCAUAUGAGGAACUUACUUGAUGUUAGCUUAUAUUUGGGUAUUUUGGGUUUCUUGAAAUCUUUUGCAGUAGCUCUCUUGAUGAGAGUGUGACUGAAAGUAGAUAUGAAUUAUUUUGUGGCUCUCCCUAUAACUUGUGUUGUGGUAUAUUAUGGUACCAGGUUCAUGUUUUGUUCA